Messenger RNA from Pistacia vera, 819 nucleotides. RefSeq names its product MDIS1-interacting receptor like kinase 2-like. The record is from RefSeq and is a predicted model, not a curated record. Bases 1 to 819 code for a protein of 272 amino acids. Gene Ontology annotation, molecular function: ATP binding; protein kinase activity. The transcript has 2 exons. Gene Ontology annotation, biological process: protein phosphorylation. Lineage: Eukaryota; Viridiplantae; Streptophyta; Magnoliopsida; Sapindales; Anacardiaceae.
AUGCAGUACUCUCCAGUCUCCACUAAAAUCCUGAGUUGCCUUUACACAAGUGAUGUUCCCUUGUCCAAUCGUCAAAGUUUUGAGAAUGAGAUUCGUGUGUUGACGGAUGUUAGGCACCGGAAUAUUAUAAAGCUACACGGGUUUUGUUCCAAGAGAGGAUGCUUGUACUUGGUUUAUGAAUAUGUAAAAAGAGGUAGUUUGAGGAAAGUUCUGUAUGGGUUGGAAGGGAAAGUAGAGCUGGACUGGGCUGCGAGAGUGAAAAUUGUGCAAGGAGUGGCGCAUGCAAUUGCUUACUUGCACCAUGACUGCUCACCACCUAUUGUGCACCGGGACAUAUCUUUGAAUAAUAUCUUGCUUGAGGCAGAUUUUGAGCCACGGCUCUCAGAUUUUGGCACUGCAAGACUGUUGAAUCCAGAUACUUCCAACUGGACCACAGUUGCUGGCUCUUAUGGCUACAUGGCUCCAGAGCUUGCUCUCACAAUGCGGGUUACAGAUAAAAGUGAUGUUUAUAGCUUUGGAGUGGUGACAUUAGAAGUUAUGAUGGGAAGGCACCCGGGUGAACUCCUAACUUCUCUAUCUUCAUCAAGAACGUCUUUGUCAGAAAAUCCAGAAUUGUUUCUGAAGGAUGUUUUAGACCAACGGCUCCCACCUCCCACAGGCCAAUUAGCAGAAGAAGUAGUCUUUGUGAUUAAUGUAGCAUUAGCAUGCACGCGUACCACUCCUGAGGAACGACCUUCUAUGCGUUUUGUUGCUCAAGAAUUAUCAGCAAAGACACACCGCGUUUGUGAGAGAAAGUUAGUAAGAAGGGUUUGUAACUGA